Serpula lacrymans var. lacrymans S7.9 is the source of this 918-nucleotide messenger RNA. RefSeq lists its product as uncharacterized. Bases 39 to 818 code for a protein of 259 amino acids. The transcript is spliced from 5 exons. The record is from RefSeq and is a predicted model, not a curated record. Lineage: Eukaryota; Fungi; Basidiomycota; Agaricomycetes; Boletales; Serpulaceae. Gene Ontology annotation, molecular function: GTPase activity; GTP binding.
AGACGUCUUCCUUUUAGCCAAACGACCAAAUCCUUGAGAUGGUUGAUUCAGAAACCAACUUAGGAAAUGCAAGUAAAUCUGUUCAGGUUAAACUUGUACUAUUAGGUGAAGCUGCUGUUGGCAAGUCAUCGGUGGUUCUUCGUUUUGUAACAAACGAGUUUCAAUCAAACAAAGAGCCAACUAUUGGCGCUGCAUUUCUGACGCAGAAAUGUCGCCUUGAAGACCGGGUUUUACGCUAUGAAAUUUGGGAUACUGCUGGACAGGAACGCUUUCAUUCACUGGCGCCCAUGUAUUACCGAAAUGCUCAAGCUGCUGUAGUGAUUUAUGACGUUACGAAGGCGUCUAGUCUAGACAAAGCCAAGUCUUGGGUGAAGGAGCUACAGCGGCAGGCACAUCCCAAUAUUGUCAUAGCGCUUGUUGGGAAUAAAAUUGAUCUCGUCCGCCCGCUUUCUCUCUCUCUCGGAUUCACGCCACAUCCUGACUCAGAAGAAGAAGCUGAUGAUGCUACCGCUACCCCCGACGGAACCACUAGUGGUGAUGCUGGGCCUGUUUGUUUACGACAAGUGCCACGCGAGGAAGCUCAAGCUUAUGCCGCAGAGACUGGUUUAUUGUUCUCCGAAACAAGCGCUAAAACUGGCGAAGGCAUAGUCGAGGUCUUUACUGCCAUCGCGAAGAAAAUACCCAUAGAACAUAUAAUAGCUUCCUCACGGGGUAGUGUAGGACGGUUUGAUGUUGCAGGAAGUCGUACUGUUUCUCAAGAAGGUGGGGUAAAUCUUGAUGAGGCUGCAGUCAAAGGCACUAGUAGUUGUAGCUGUUGAGCUGGCUUCGGUAUUGAGACAAGGCUUGUACCUUUCGGGAGCAUCUUAUUAAGUCCAAAUUCGUUGAUAUAUUAUUGCUACUAUGCAAGUGCAAAACUCC